Molecule: messenger RNA, 2277 nt
Organism: Thrips palmi
Lineage: Eukaryota; Metazoa; Arthropoda; Insecta; Thysanoptera; Thripidae
Product: venom carboxylesterase-6-like
Exons: 10
Coding region: 29-1777 (582 amino acids)
Source: RefSeq, a predicted model, not a curated record
GUGCUGCACCAACACCAUCGACUCCACCAUGGCGACCGUCCUGCCGGCCGUCGCCGCGCUCGCCCUGGCGGCCCUGGCGGCCCUGGCGGCCCUCCCCGCCGUCGUGGCGCUGCCCCUCGUCCCCGCCAUCUCCUACAACGGCGGCCAGGGCAUCAUCACCGGGGCGCGCCUCCGGAGCGGCGGGCUGCACACGGCGAGGGACUACGCCGCCUUCUGGGGGGUGCCGUACGCCGAGCCGCCCGUCGGCAAGCUCAGGUUCAAGCCCCCGCAGGGCCGGGACCUCCCCGACGGCAUGUUCGCGGCCACCAACGUCAGCACCCCGGAGUGCAUCCAGCAGAGCCGGCACCCGCUCGAGAUCCACGGCGCCGAGGACUGCCUCACGCUGCAGAUCUACACCCCGAACUACGACAACCCCGUGCUGCCCGUACUCGUGCUGAUCCACGGCGGCGGCUUCAUGUUCGGCCGCGGCCCCCGCGAGGGCGUGCAGUUCGUCAUGGACCACGACGUGGUGCUGGUCAACGUGGACUACCGCGUCGGCCUCCUCGGCUACAUGAGCUUCGAGGACGACACACUGCGGGGCAACCUGGGCAUGCUGGACCAGGUGGAGGCCCUGCGCUGGGUGCAGCGCAACAUCCACCUCUUCGGCGGCGACAACAAGAACGUCACCCUGGUCGGCAACUCGGCCGGCUCGGCCAGCUGCCUGCUGCACACCAUGUCCCCGUUGUCCAAAGGGCUGUUCCACAGGGUGAUCGGCAUGAGCGGGACCCCGCUGAACCCCUGGACGCGGCAGUACUCUGCGCGCGAGAACGCCCACAUGGUGGCCAACCUGACGGGCUGCGACGCCCCCACCACGGCCGAGAAGAUCAGCUGCCUGCAGAACCAGUCCGCCACCGACCUGGUGGCGCUGCAGGGGACCCACUUCCAGCACUGGAUGAACAACCCGUUCUCGCCGUUCGCCCCCGUCGUGGACGGCGUGUUCCUGACCGAAGAACCCGGCAAGCUGCUCAACAAGAGGGGCGCCGUCAUGGACGUGCCGCUGCUGCUCAGCUUCACGUCGGAUGAAGGGCUGUACACUGCCGGAGAGUUCAUCAUGAACGACGCCCUGGUGCGCGAACUGGACGAGAACUGGGAGACCGUGGCGCCGCAGCUGCUGCACAUGCACGACAAGCGAGUCCCCGAGGCGGACAAGCCGGACCUGGUCCAGAAGGCCCGCAAGUUCUACCUGGGCAACCAGACCCUGGUGGCGGCCAAGUCCGAGCUCGUCAAGCUGAUGAGCGACCGCAACUUCGUGGCCGGGCUGGCGGACUACGUGACGCGACGCGCCAAGGACCAGUCCAGUGCCGUGUUCGUGUCCGAGUUCGCGCACCGCGGCCAGUUCGGCCUCUACCCCGGCGUCCCGGGGGUGAGCCACGCCGACGACUUCCAGUACUACAUCGAGUUCACGUGGUGGAGCGGCAUCUUCACGCGGCCCGAGGACAUCGCCGUGCGCAAGAACCUCAUCGACAUGUGGGUCGCCUUCGCCGAGACAUCCAACCCCAGCAUCCACGGCAUCGACUGGCGGCCCACGGACGGCAAAGACGGCUCGGUGAACUACCUGCGUAUCGCUGGCCCCGAGGACAAGGACAUGGCCAUGGCCCAGGACAAGGACCUGGGCAACGCCAACUUCUGGAGAGACUUGCGCAUCGAACCGAACCACUCGGGGCGAGUCCAGGCUUCCCUGGUCCUCUGCCUGGCCUCCUUCGGGGCCCUCCUUCUCGGCAACGCACGGACGAGUUAGUCCAUUGCAUGCUCACCAGAGGCCGCCAGAGGCACCCCACUGCAUGCUCUCCUCCAGCCUCACUAGUCACUCAAGUAUUCAGGUUUUGCAGCCCAAGCGCUGCACGACGUUUGCGUCGCGGGAGUCGGGAAAGGAGGCAGGCUGUUGACUCCCCCACACUGUUCUUCGAUUUUCGAUCCUACAGCAGCAAAAUUUGUUGCCACGACACACACAUUGAUGUAUUGAGACACUGGAGACCGAUGGAAAAAAGCAAGCCGUAAGGCACCCCAAGGUGUUGUGGUAACAAAUCACCCGACAACAAAAUACCAUUUCCCCGCUCACCCUAAAACCCAAGCAGGUGUCAAUAAACUGUCCUUCUUUCGUGAAUUUUCUGCAAAUAGCGGUAUUACUUGCGGCGCAGAGUGCGCGGCGAAUAGUGUAAGUGAUUGUCUGACUUUGCCUGUUGUUGGUUUCUAUGAUUUGGACGGAAGAAUUUAAAUUAAAGCCUAGUUUUGUAGCCA